AGGGGUGCCCGGGCGGUGAUCGGGAGGUCUCCAGCGGCCCGAACCAGGCCCGGGUUUCCGCUUCCCUCCGGGCGUGAGAAGAGAGGGGCCAGGCCGAGCCCCGGCCCUACCGCCGCCGCCGCCAUGUGGCCCCCAGACCCCGACCCCGACCUGGACCCCGAGCCCGCCGGCGGCUCCCGUCCCGGCCCCGCGGUCCCCGGGCUCCGCGCCCUGCUGCCGGCGCGGGCUUUCCUCUGCUCUCUCAAAGGCCGCCUCCUGCUGGCCGAGUCGGGUCUCUCAUUCAUCACUUUUAUCUGCUAUGUGGCAUCCUCAGCAUCUGCCUUCCUCACAGCGCCUCUGCUGGAGUUCCUGCUGGCCUUGUACUUCCUCUUUGCUGAUGCCAUGCAGCUGAAUGACAAGUGGCAGGGCUUGUGCUGGCCCAUGAUGGACUUCCUGCGCUGUGUCACCGCGGCCCUCAUCUACUUUGCCAUCUCCAUCACGGCCGUCGCCAAGUACUCGGAUGGGGCUUCCAAAGCCGCUGGGGUGUUUGGCUUCUUUGCUACCAUCGUGUUUGCAAUUGAUUUCUACCUGAUUUUUAACGACGUGGCCAAAUUCCUCAAACAAGGGGACUCUGCAGAUGAGACCACAGCCCACAAGACAGAAGAAGAGAAUUCUGACUCGGACUCUGACUGAAGGCCUGGCGGGCGCCCUGGCAACCUGAGCCACACAGGCCUCCACCCCUGCGCCUCACAGGGGACGCUGGCGUUGGAAGGGAGGCCUGGACUUCUGAGUUGCAGAGGGGGCUGCGGAUACAGCAGGCCCCCUACAGCCUCAGGUUCUGCCUGAGCCCAGCCUACCAGGCUUGCCCCUCAGCUCAGCACUGUUGACCAUGCUGCGUGUGAGGGCAUCUUGGGUAUCCAACCCCUUCUCCCCAUUUCUGUCCCACAGGCCUUCAGCCCUUUAACCUCUCUGCCAAAAACCAGCACAAGGAGACAAAGCAGAGCCUUGUCUGUAUCUGGGCAGCAGGUGUUCCAUGCUGCUAGGUGGCGGGGGUUGGGGGUCUUCUGUUUCACUAACAGGAACAAAGACAGAAACCGUGACAGGGCUGCCCCACCAGGCCCCGGUGGGUUUGUCUGCACUUGAUGCCCCUGCCCGUGCCAGGCUCUUUGGUGACAAUGACCCUUCCAAGAAUCUUUGGUUCAAGGAGCACCAGUUCCCUCUUCUUUCUUGAAGCAGGGAGAAACUGACCUUUGCCUUGUCGCCCAGGAAGUGGGGCUUGGCACCCGUAACUGACACCUCCCACCCUUGGAAACCAUGUCUUCUGGGGGUGAGAUGACCAUUCUGGGUCUAAGACUGUUUCAAAGAAGAGCUCAUAGACUGACUGGUCCAGAAGACAAAGGGUACAACAGUGGCAUCACAGUGACAGUGUCACGGGGAGCUGGGUGGGCCCAGCCAAACCUCCCUUCUCCCUAGAGCCCAGCCAGCAGGCAGGAGUUCCUGGACCCUCAGGACAGUGAACUUCCAGACCCCAGGGCAGGUCUAUGGGCCACUGCGGGAGAUGAGACCAGCCUUCUGUGUUCACCCAACGAUUUAUACUGUGUAUCUGUCUUUGAUGGAAUUUUGUAACUUUUUAUAUUUUUUUAUGCAAAAGCAGCUUCUUAAAAGAUGGCAUUUUCUGUGACUCUAGGCCUCACAAAAGAGCCAGAGUUCUGGACCCAUGUUUGGAGCAUUUGUAGCCUUAUUCUCUUGCAUGUGAAUCUCUUACCCUGAAAAAAAGCCAUAAUGAAUUAAGCCAGACUGACCACUUGCUUGGAGUGUGUGUUUGAAAAAACCAGAGCAAUACUGUUGGGUAUUGUGUCAGGCUUCAUUACAAACUGGUAAUGCCAAUGUGGAUCCUGACAGCUUUCAGUUUUAGCAAAAAUACACAUGAAAUCUGA
Messenger RNA from Nomascus leucogenys (northern white-cheeked gibbon), 1916 nucleotides. The record is from RefSeq and is a predicted model, not a curated record. Lineage: Eukaryota; Metazoa; Chordata; Mammalia; Primates; Hylobatidae.